AUGACUGCAGGAAGAAAACGGGAAGCCUAUACCUCCAGCGGACUACGGGAGCGGCCGCAGGCUCCCGUCACUCCCGGGCCACCACCUCCGCCGGCACUACCGCCGCAACCGCCGCCUCCACCCCCACCUACGACACGGACGUCCGUAGCCUCCCCCACCGCCUACACCGACGUCCGCCGCCGUCUCCACCAUCUUCACACACGUCCGCCUCCGGCGCCGCCUCCACUUCCGCCGCCCGCUGCCACCGACGACUCUCCCGGCACCCACCGCCUCUCGCCAGCCUUCAGAAGAAUUGACCCGGGCCGCGACCGCCCCACACACCUCCUUCGCUCCUUUCUGUAUGACGGACAGAAGAUGGUUAGCAUCAGGCGCGUCUGUACGGAGGUGUCCGUGGACUACUGCGUCGGCUAUAGGCCGCUUAGUGUGACGUCACCAACACUGCUGGACGGCCUUGUUAUCCCGGGGGUGUCGCAUCAGCAUGCAAGCUGCAAAUUGCGCGUGCUAAUCCUCUGA
This is a messenger RNA of Schistocerca serialis cubense, 513 nucleotides long. RefSeq lists its product as uncharacterized. Bases 1 to 513 code for a protein of 170 amino acids. NCBI's taxonomy places the organism in Eukaryota, Metazoa, Arthropoda, Insecta, Orthoptera, Acrididae. The transcript is spliced from 3 exons. The record is from RefSeq and is a predicted model, not a curated record.